Messenger RNA from Pelobates fuscus (common spadefoot toad), 4708 nucleotides. It is a transcript of the gene LGALS3BP, whose product is annotated as galectin 3 binding protein. The record is from RefSeq and is a predicted model, not a curated record. Gene Ontology annotation, cellular component: membrane. NCBI's taxonomy places the organism in Eukaryota, Metazoa, Chordata, Amphibia, Anura, Pelobatidae. The transcript has 12 exons. The coding region runs from base 138 to 4511 and encodes 1457 amino acids.
CCCUGCACCAACGGCUCCAGAACAUAUGUGCCUUUCCUGGUUAAAUACUUUAUUAUUAUUAUUAUAUCUCCAAAACACCUUUAUUGCUAUUAGCGGUUGGUGCUUUUAUGAACAAAGGCUUUUGAGCUGCUGAAGAAAUGCUGUUUUCGCAAGUUAUCUCUGUGAUUGUCUUUCUCACAGGAUGUGAAGUGGCCUCAGCAUUUACCGAAGGAGCUGUGAGGUUGGCUGGAGGGAACGGUACAGCCCAGGGCAGAGUGGAGGUGUACCAUGAUGGACAGUGGGGAACGAUCUGCGAUGAUGAAUGGGACAUUAAGGAUGCGUCCGUGGUCUGCAGAGCUUUGGGGUUCUCUGGGGCCAUCAGAGCUGAAAUGGGAGGAGUGUUCCCACCAGGAUCGGGUACCAUCAUGCUCGAUGAGUUGGCUUGCACUGGAAAUGAGACAUCGUUGGCCGACUGUGCUUUCAAAGCCUGGGGUUUAAGUGACUGUAAGCACAGUGAAGAUGCUGGUGUGGUUUGUUCUCCAGAAGAAGAGGAAGGAAAUUUCACGGCUUACACCCUGGAUAACUCCUGUGGAAUCGGCGAUACCCUGAGAGUUCUUUUUGAGAGCCAGAAGAACUGUGAUCACUUUAUCACGGUGGUGGGAAAAGAUGGACUUGUGGCCUCCAAGGAGAUCUGCACUCAUAGACUCAUUCUCUCACUAAACCCAGAGGCAAACUUCCUUUUGGGAGGAGAGGGCAACAAAUUCACACUCACCAUACAGGACGAAUGUAUUCCACAAGCGAAGAUAUUUAUCAGAUACUUCUACACUCAGAAAAUCAAGGUGGCAUUGUCUUCCUUAAAGUGUAUCCACCAGAUGGCUUCGACCUACAAGGUUAACAGUCUGAAGGAGUACACUGCCCAGUUCUUCUCCAUCUUGAUGUCAGAUGAUCCAUCUUUCAAAAAGCAGCUUGAACUCCUUAACUAUGCAGAGUCCAACUCUGACGCCAACCUGAGGGACUUGUGUCUAAGAUACUUUGCUUGGAAUUUCGAGUCCUUUUCUCAGUCUAAGGUUUGGAAAAAUCUAGUAUUUAGUCAGUUUCAGUCUCUUCUCUCCAGGUCAGAUUUGGUUAUUAAGAAUGAGUGGGCAGUACUUGAAACUGUGGAGAAUUGGGUAACUACCAAUCAAGUGGAGGGAGAUCUCUUGAAAGAGCUGAUUGAGACAGUAAGGUUCCCCAUGAUGUCUCCAGAGGAGCUUCUCCAAGUUCAGGUGAAUGUUUCCAUGUAUGAAAAGAAUAAAAUAAUUUUCCAAGACAAGAUCAUUCAGGCUUUAAUGUUCCACGCUGUGUCCUACGAGGUCCUAAACAGCUACGUGGACCUUUCUAAAGAUGUGUACAUACCCAGAAUCUAUACAUCUACUACAUGGAGCUCAACUGUUUAUGCAAAUCAAUACUAUGGUUACAAUAUUCAAUAUUUCAAUACCCCAAGACAUUUCAGUGCCCUACUUACAUCCCAGUUGACCCAGUGGAAUGUUAUUUAUGCAUCAAACAUACAGACGUGCUAUAAUUAUGGAAUUCCUUGUACGUCUGAUUCACUACCUUUAUUCAGACUCAAUACGGGUAAUAUUUACCAGUACAUUGUCUAUCAGAAUGUACUGCUAAUGAAAUGUGGUGGAACCACAGUCACGGGAAUGGAAGUAUUUAAGAAUGACAUGGCAUCAGACUCAGCCACUAGUAAUGGCACCAAUUUCCCAUGUACCUCGGGAUCAAACACAUACUCUGCGGUUAUCCGUCCCAUUUACAAACUCAACCAGCACAGGCAACGGCGCAAAUCCGCGGCCUACAGCGCAUCGCCCAUCCAGAGCCUGGAGGCCUACCUAGACGGAAGCCUACUCGGGUACCACGCACCCAACCUGAACCCGGACACCACGGGUAUGGGCCGCCGAUCAAACAAACCUGCAACAAGCGCGACCACACAAGCCAGGGAUAUUGGCGAGAUGUGGCUCCGACCGGUGCAAACCGAAACGGCGCGCACCACACACCGCCCUCCUCCCGGGCAACCAUCCGAGCCUGACCGCGAGGAGCCGAAUACAAACAGGACUCCCCUGGCGGAGCACACACCGCCGCAAGAGGCCCAGGACGACUCGGCCCCCACGACUAAAGGCGACUUGAAAACCCUCUGGACCAACAUACAACAGCUGCUGGCGGCUGAUGUCGCUAUAGUCAAAAAAGACAUACAGUCGGUCACAGAGAGAGUGACAACAGUGGAAGCUGACAUUACCACUGUACAGGACACCGUGUCCACCCUCCAGGACUCGAUUCAACGCCUACAGGCAGAGCAACAUGUACUCGCCGGCCAAAUUAUGUCAUUGGAAGACAAACAACGCCGGAAUCAUAUCAAAAUCCGGGGCAUCCCAAACGCUGUCACGACAGAGGAACUGCCGCAAUAUGUAAGGCGGCUACUUACAACACUGCUAGCCGCUAAAAAGAUAACCCCGGACGGGAUUUACAGAGUGACCAGCUCUACCCGCAUACCACCCGACAUGCCAAGGGAUGUUAUCAUGCGCCUGGCGACAACAUCAGACAAGAUCCAAAUAAUGAUCGCUAUAAAAGGCAAAACACCUCUGGCCUUUGAGGGCUCUCAGCUCUCUUUUUUCCAGGAUGUCACAAGAGCCACAUUGUUAAGGAGAAAGUCAUUCGAACCUGUGACAACGUCCCUGCGCAAGGCCGGCAUCGCUUACAGAUGGGGAAACACAGUUCUUCCUACGUACUGCAUCCCACACCCACAGAUACUUUGUAACUGCUGCACGUCUUGGUUCUGGAACCCAUUCCUAAACCCCUGUAUAAUCUGCGUCUGUCUGGGUUCUGCCCCCCCAAGAAUCCCCCAAGAAAUGCAUCCUCUUCAAUGGAUCGUUCUGGUUUUACCCCUUCUGACAUGUAAAGUGGUUUCAGCAAUUACCGAAGGAGCUGUGAGGUUGGCUGGAGGGAACGGUACAGCCCAGGGCAGAGUGGAGGUGUAUCAUGAUGGACAGUGGGGAACGGUCUGCGAUGAUGGAUGGGACAUUAAAGAGGCAUCCGUGGUCUGCAGAGCUUUGGGGUUCUCUGGGGCCAUCAGAGCUGAAAUGGGAGGAGUGUUCCCACCAGGAUCGGGUACCAUCAUGCUCGAUGAGUUGGCUUGCACUGGAAAUGAGACAUCAUUGGCCGACUGUGCUUUCAAAGCCUGGGGUUUAAGUGACUGUAAGCACAUUGAAGAUGCUGGUGUGGUUUGCUCUCCGGCAGAAGAGGAAGGAAAUUUCACGGCUUACACCCUGGAUAACUCCUGUGAAAUCGGCGAGACCCUGACAGUUCUUUUUGAGAGCCAGAAGAACUGUGAUCACUUUAUCACAGUGGCUGGAAAAGAUAAGCCUUCUGUGUCUACAGAAAUCUGUGCUCAUCGACUCAUCCUUCAACUUAAUCCGGAGGCAAAGUUCCUUCUGGGAGGAGAGGGCAACAAAUUCACGCUCACCGUUCAGAACGAAUGUAUAUCGCAAGCAAAAAUAUUUAUCAGGUAUUUCUAUAGUCAUAAAAUUAAGGUGACAUUGUCCUCCUUAAAGUGUAUCCACCAGAUAGCUUCCACCUACAAGGUUAACAGUCUGAAGGAGUACACUGCCCAGUUCUUCUCCAUCGUAAUCCCAGAAGAUCCAUCUUUCAAAAAACAGCUUGAACUUCUUAACUAUGCAGAGUCCAGCUCUGAUGCCAAACUACGGGACUUGUGUCUACGAUACUUUGCUUGGAAUUUCGAGUUGUUUUCUCAGUCGAAGGUGUGGAAUGAUGUCACUUUUAGCCAGCUGCGAUCUAUCCUUUCUAGGUCAGAUUUGGUUAUCAAGAGUGAAUGGGCAGUACUUGAAACAGUGCAAAAGUGGAUAACUACCAAUCAAGUGGAGGGAGAACUCACAAAAGAGCUUAUUGAGACAGUAAGGUUCCCAAUGAUGACACCAGAAGAGCUUCUCAAACUCCAGUUUAAUGUAUCUAUGUAUGAAAAGAAUAAAUUCACUUUCCAGGAACACUUUGUUCAGGCUUUAAUGUUCCACACUUUAUCUUACCAAGCCCUAAACCGCUAUAUGAACCUAUCUAAAGAUGCCUACACACCUAGAAUCUAUACCUCUUCUACAUGGAGUUCAAGUGCACAAACCAAUUCGUACUACAGUCAAAGUAAUCGAUCCUUCAGGACAGCCAGACACCCCAGUUCUCUGUUCAUAUCUUCCCAGACCCAGUGGACUGUUAUGUAUCUGACCAACACACACAGUUGCCGGAACUAUGGAUUCUCUUGUUCUGCCGAUUCUCUUCCUGGUUUCAGAUUCAGCUCAAGCAAUGUCACUCCUAACAUUCGCUAUCAGAAUAUGCUAGUGAUGAAAUGUGGUGGAACAAUCGUCACAGAAAUACAAGAGCUCAAGCAGCAAAUGUUGCUAGACCCAGCUACUCUCACUGGCACCAACUUCCCAUGCUCCUCAAGAUCCAACACAUACAUGGUGGUGAUCCGUCCCACCUACUCAUCUUAAAACUACACAGAGAGCUUAUUGUCUUAAUAUCUUAUCUUCCAUUCCAAGGCUUGCAGCGAGAUCAUCGUGGGUAUUUAAGAAUAUUCUUAAUACAUCUUAGGACACCUGGAACUCUAUUUCCUAGGUUGUUUUUUUUUCUUUUUUCUUCACUUUUUCAAUAAAUAAUGGUGGGACUUGGAGAACUAUCAUAUUGCUUA